AUGGCCGCCGCUCCGCCCGCCGCGAAGCUGUUCAUCGGCGGCCGAUGGGUCCCCCCCAUCCACGGCGCGUCCAUCCCCGUCGUGAACCCGCACGACGGCUCCACGAUCGGCGCGAUCGCGGCGGGAACGUCCGAGGACGUCGCGGCCGCGGCGUGGGCGGCGAAGCACGCGUUCGCGGAGUGGAGCGCCACGACGGGCGCGCACCGCGCGUCGAUCCUCCGCGCGAUCGCGACGGAGAUCAAGAAACGCAAAGACGCGUUAUCGUCCACGGAGACGAACGACUGCGGGAAGCCCCUGGAGGAGAGCGAGUGGGAUAUCGACGACGCCGCGGCGUGCUUCGAGUACUACGCGAGUCGAUGCGAAGCGAUCUUCGGAUCGGCGUCCACCGCGUCCAAGCCCGUGUCGCUCCCCGACGCGUCGUUCCGAGGGACGCUCGUGAAAGAACCCCUCGGGGUCGUGGGCCUCAUAACGCCGUGGAACUAUCCGUUACUCAUGGCGGUCUGGAAAGUCGCCCCCGCGCUCGCGGCCGGCUGCGCCGUCGUCUUGAAGCCGUCCGAGCUGGCGUCCUUAACCUGCCUCGAGCUCGCGGACGUCGCGCGCGUCGCGGGCGUCCCGCCCGGCGUUUUCAACGUGGUCACCGGCGCGGGCGCGGACGCGGGCGCGGCGGUGUGCGUCGCGCCCGGGAUCGAUAAGAUCGCGUUCACCGGGUCGUUGGCGACGGGAAGGCGGGUCGCGCGCGCGUGCUCGGAGGAACCGAAGCCCUGCUCGCUCGAGCUCGGGGGGAAAUCGACGCUCGUCGUGUUCGACGACGUCGACGUGGACGUCGCCGUGGAGUGGGCGAUGUUCGGGUGUUUCUGGACGAACGGGCAGAUUUGCAGCGCGACGAGCCGCGUCCUCGUGCACGAGCGCAUCGCGGAGGCGUUCAAGAGGAAGUUACGCGCCGCCGUCGCCGGGAUCGACGCGGGCGAGCCGCGCCGUAAAGGGUGCCGCCUCGGCCCUCUGGUCAGCGCGGGCCAGCGCGAUAAGGUGUUAGCGUACAUCGCGAACGGAAUAUCAAACGGCGUGGAGGUGCUGUGCGGGGGAUGCGAACCGCCGCGAGGGAAGCACGUCCACGCGGCUGGGUACUACGUCGCGCCGACGAUUUUUUGGAACGUCCCGCAGAGCGACCCGCUGUGGAAGGAGGAGAUCUUCGGGCCGGUGAUGUCCGUGAGGGAGUUUCGGGACGAGGACGAAGCGAUCGAGAUCGCGAACGACAGCGAGUACGGCCUCGCGGCGGCGGUGUUAUCGAACGACGACGCGCGGUGCGAGCGAAUGACGGGUCGGUUUCAGGCGGGCAUCGUAUGGCAACAGUGCUCGCAACCGUGCUUCGCGGAGCUGCCGUGGGGCGGAAAGAAACGCAGCGGGUUCGGGAGGGAUUUAGGCGAGGACGGCAUGGAAAAGUACUUGCACACGAAGCAGGUCGUGCGGUACGCGAGCGAGGAGCCGUUCGGGUGGUACCCGAGCUGUUCGAAGUUGUGA
Messenger RNA from Micromonas pusilla CCMP1545, 1518 nucleotides. RefSeq lists its product as uncharacterized. Bases 1 to 1518 code for a protein of 505 amino acids. Lineage: Eukaryota; Viridiplantae; Chlorophyta; Mamiellophyceae; Mamiellales; Mamiellaceae. The record is from RefSeq and is a predicted model, not a curated record. Gene Ontology annotation, molecular function: oxidoreductase activity, acting on the aldehyde or oxo group of donors, NAD or NADP as acceptor. The transcript has a single exon.